Colius striatus (speckled mousebird) is the source of this 1628-nucleotide messenger RNA. It is a transcript of the gene OLFML1, whose product is annotated as olfactomedin like 1. The record is from RefSeq and is a predicted model, not a curated record. Bases 1 to 1194 code for a protein of 397 amino acids. NCBI's taxonomy places the organism in Eukaryota, Metazoa, Chordata, Aves, Coliiformes, Coliidae. Gene Ontology annotation, biological process: signal transduction. The transcript has 3 exons.
AUGAUAGUCUUUCAACUUCAGUUUUUAUUAGUUCCAUUCCUCACCAGCAUCAUGGGAGCAGCGCAAUAUAUGAUGCAAGAUGCAGCACUGAUGAACUACAUUGAUCGACGUUUCCUAACUGCAGAGAAGAGGCUGGAAAAAUGCAACCAAGACAUACUGGAUUACGUGGAAGAAUUCCGGGACUUUUCAAAGAUGGUGCUGUCACGCCUGGCAGGACUGAACAAUUAUAAGGCUGAGGUUAAAAGUGAAAUAGAGAAUUUGCUAUCAAGAAUUGAACGAGCACAAAGGGAUAUUGACUAUUUUGGAUCUGUCACAGAUUCCAAUACAUGUAUAGAAGUACACGAAGAACUGGUAAAACAGCAGCUAUUUGAAGAAGCUGAAUUAAAAAAGAAACUUCAACUCAUGCUUAAUGCAAGUUGUGACCACAUGCUUGCAAGUAUUAAGUCUCUAAAGAUAGUUAAGAAGACUGGAGAUAAGUACGGCUCUUGGAUGAAAGAUCCUGGCAAAAAGCAUACAAAGAUUUAUUUAUUAAAUGGUUCUCUAAAUAAUAUUAUUUUGGAAUUUACAAACAUCAUGACAUUCAUGGAAAGUAAUCAUUCACUAAAAGCUCGCAGAGUUACCUUGCCAUUUCGCUGGGAAGGGACUGGCCAUGUCAUAUAUCAGGGUUUCCUGUUCUAUCACAGGCAUGGCUCCUUAAACGAGAUAAUUAAGUUCAAUGUCCAGAAAAGAAGUAUAACUGACCAAAUGCUGCUGCCAGGGGCUGGAAGGAUUCCUGCCUAUCAGCUUUCUCCAUCUACAAAAAUAGAUCUUGCCAUCGAUGAGCAUGGCCUCUGGGCAAUCCAUGCAGAACCAGAGACUGGAGGGAACAUUGUAAUUACCAAAAUCAACCACAUAACCAUGUCAGUAGAGCACACUUGGGACACAUCAUGCAGUAGCAAGGAUGCUGAAGCAGCUUUCAUGGCAUGCAAUACACUCUAUGUUGUCUACAACCUUCCAAGUGGAGGCACCUCUUUCAUAAAAUGCAUUUAUGACGUUCUGGAUGCUGUAAAUACUUACGAAGUCCCAGCACUGCAUUUUCCAAAACGUCAAGGUAGCCACUCCACUAUACAUUACAAUCAUAAAGAAAAGCAACUCUUUGCUUGGAGUGAUGGAUCCCAGAUCAUUUACAAACUUCACACAAAGCAAAAAGUGUAGACUCUUUAGUAACUUUUCAAAUACUCUUGAAAGUGAGCAGUCUAAUGUCAAGAUGGUCAUUAAACUGUAUUAAAAUUGCAUUAUUCCCCUCUGUUACCAUUUUCAUCUAUUUUAUGUAAGUUUAGGCUUACAUACCCCAGUGAUCUUAAACUAAUGUCCUAUCAAGAAUACGGAAAGACUCCAUUAACAUGAGUUAUAUGAUGACUAGAUAACACACGUGUAACAACCAUCCUCCUCCCCAAAUAAUCUUAAAGACUAAGGUUAAUUUAAAACAAUUAUAAUCCAUUUCUGUCAUGUUCUCUUCCUAUCACAACUAUGUAUCCUGCAUCAGCACCAUGGAAAUCAAAUUAGAAAUCCUUCACUACUCUGAAGCUCACUGUAGGAAGUCUUCUUGUUGGCACUAUAAAAUCACAUGCGUCCAGAUAAAUUAUCUA